Messenger RNA from Branchiostoma floridae (Florida lancelet), 1154 nucleotides. RefSeq lists its product as uncharacterized. The coding region runs from base 219 to 848 and encodes 209 amino acids. NCBI's taxonomy places the organism in Eukaryota, Metazoa, Chordata, Leptocardii, Amphioxiformes, Branchiostomatidae. The transcript is spliced from 2 exons. The record is from RefSeq and is a predicted model, not a curated record.
AUGAAACACGUCACAUAGCUCUUUUAUGUAACAUGAAAACCAACCUACCUUUUAUGACGUCAUAAAUGUCACCUUAGACUCCUGCGUAACUUCUCUAUGACGUCAUAAUCAUAUUUACAGUUGAGAAAAUUUGGAAGACAAGUGAUCACACGCGUUUUUGCGUUCCUCUAACUUGACAUUGUUUCUCGAUUGAUUUUUCGACUUCGUUUAGAAUCAACAUGUUCGGUUUGAUUAUGAUCAAUGCUGGAUUGUUGCUGCAGGUUGUAGACAAGCUCUACGGCUAUCUGAAGAGUGUUUCAGGCCUCAACAACGUUAGCGAAACUCCAUCCGCGAAAGUGGAGAAGGAAGACCUUGACGGCCCGACCCACAACGGCCCAAACAUCACAGCGGGAGCAAGCGCCUCUGCACCCGUACCUGGACAGCCCAACAAAACUACCGAGAAGGAGGAAAGUUUUUGCUGGGUUGAACCCGGAUUUUUUAUGCCGAAGAUGGAGGUCACAAAUACGGAGGACGCUAGCGAGGUAAGCGAGACCCCUAGCGAUUUGGAUGGACAAGACAGCCCGGGGGAGGCGCCACAGGCAACCAGUGAGGGCGGGGCGACCAGCAGUGCUGUGGUACCUUUUGUACCGCAAGCCCGUCCCGCCAGACUGACGCGUCGCCAGCUGCUGUUGGCCAAAUGGCAAGUGUGCCCCGUCCUCAUGUUGGACCAUGUUCCCGGAACCAACAGGUACUACGUACGACCUAUAACGGACGGCAGUCAAGAAGCAAGUGGUGAAGAAGCAAGGAAUCUCCUCAGGGACAUGAUAAUCGCUAGACGGGCAUGGGCCGCCGGUGGACUGUAUACGUAGAUUCAGACAGCUGUGACUAAACAAUAAUGUUUGGACUUUAGAUUCAGAAAGAUAAAGUUAUACAAUGCAUCAGUAUUCAGCUCCAAGGGGGAUCUAGAGUGCUGAAUUACAUGUUUUGUACAUUAAAAAGUACAUUGACAAAUCGGGCUUACUUAAUAAUGGGCUAAAAUCACAUAUCAACAUGUAUGUAUAUAUAUAUACAUAUACGAACAGUUAAAAUAUUCUGGUUUACCGUUAAAAUAUGCUAUUCAGGAGCUGUACAAGGUAAGGGAGUGGGAUUGUAGAGUAUUGUACAGUGCGGGCUGG